Molecule: messenger RNA, 15758 nt
Organism: Brienomyrus brachyistius
Lineage: Eukaryota; Metazoa; Chordata; Actinopteri; Osteoglossiformes; Mormyridae
Gene: ank3b
Product: ankyrin 3b
Exons: 49
Coding region: 734-14365 (4543 amino acids)
Biological process (GO): regulation of cardiac muscle contraction; protein localization to T-tubule; signal transduction
Cellular component (GO): T-tubule
Molecular function (GO): protein binding
Source: RefSeq, a predicted model, not a curated record
UCAUCUUCCCUUCUGGUGGGAGGGGUUUUCUUCAAGAUCUAGUAAUCUGAUCUUGCUAAGAGGUACACCCAGACGCUUCCUUUUCUGGAAGGAUCUGGUGCAUCUCGCUAAUAGGCAGGUCUGGGGAUCACAUUUAACACCAGCCAGUACCCAGGAAGCGGCUGAUCCCAGCUCAGGGGGACAGUUGAGGGUUUUAGUCUAUCUGUCAUUAAAUUCAUUUUCUCAGUCUAUUCCUCCCUCUCUCUUUCCCAGUUACACUCUCUCUCUUUCUCCCUCCCAGUUUCUCUCUCUCUCUCUCUCUCACUUGCUCUCUCUCUUUGUAUGUUCCUCUCUCUUUCUCUCUCCCUCCCUCUCUCUGUGUCUCUCCAUCAGCACCAUUUAGAGAGAAGGGAAAAACCCACCAGUACCAGGGUGGCAAGCAGUGUCUGACUUCAGUAGAAGCGACCAGAUCCGCUCUGCAAGCUGGAUAUCUAUUUGCAGCGAGAGAUCUGUUGGCUUUGACUCUCCCAUUUCCCUGUGGCUCUCGCUCCAAGCGUGUAGGCGAGGGGCCGCUGGGUUUGGUGGACGUGUUGGUGGACGUGGGGUGGUGGGGGGGGGGGGGACGCACAGCUGGGAAAGUGAGUGGUGCCGAGCGCGUGUCGAGAGCAUCCUCCGCCCCCACCGCUCACUCUGGUCGCCCAGAGGCCGCCUCAUGUGGGAAUAAGGAGCUGAGGCAAGACCCCGCGACCCCAAGAUGAGCGAGGAGGCCAAGGAGAAGGGCAGCGGCAAGCCAGCUCACCGCAAGAAGAAAGGCAAAAAGUCGGACAGCAAUGCCAGCUAUCUGAGAGCGGCGCGGGCUGGCAACUUGGAGAAGGCCCUCGAUUACCUGAAGACGGGGGUCGACAUCAACAUCUGCAACCAGAAUGGCCUAAAUGCUCUCCAUCUUGCCUCCAAAGAAGGUCACGUGGAGGUCGUGGCAGAGCUGAUUAAGCUCGGAGCCAACGUCGAUGCGGCGACAAAGAAAGGAAACACUGCCCUGCAUAUAUCGUCGCUCGCCGGCCAGACGGAUGUUGUGAAAGAGCUGGUGAACAACAGCGCCAAUGUCAAUGCACAGUCCCAGAAUGGAUUCACGCCACUCUACAUGGCCGCCCAGGAGAACCAUCUGGAGGUGGUCCGGUUUCUCCUGGACAACAAUGCCAGCCAGAGCAUCGCCACUGAGGAUGGCUUCACACCCCUGGCAGUGGCGCUGCAACAGGGCCAUGACCAGGUGGUGUCACUGCUGCUGGAGAACGACACCAAGGGCAAGGUGCGUCUGCCGGCACUGCACAUCGCCGCGCGCAAGGACGACACCAAGGCAGCGGCACUGCUCCUGCAAAACGACCACAACGCCGACGUGGAGUCCAAGAUGAUGGUGAAUAGAACGACGGAGAGUGGCUUCACUCCGUUGCACAUCGCAGCGCACUACGGCAACAUCAACGUGGCUACUCUGCUGCUGAACCGGGGAGCCGCCGUGGACUUCAAGGCGAGGAACGACAUCACACCCCUACACGUGGCGUCGAAGAGGGGAAACGGAAACAUGGUGAGGCUGCUGCUGGAACGCGGGGCCAAGAUCGACGCCAGAACCAAGGAUGGACUGACCCCGUUACACUGUGGAGCACGAAGUGGACACGAGCAGGUGGUGGAGAUGCUGCUUGACCGGGGCGCCCCGAUUCUGUCCAAAACCAAGAACGGGCUGUCGCCUCUCCACAUGGCCACGCAAGGGGACCAUCUGAACUGCGUGCAGCUGCUGCUCCACCAUGACGUGCCCGUGGACGACGUCACCAACGACUACCUGACGGCGCUGCACGUGGCCGCGCACUGCGGCCACUACAAGGUCGCCAAGGUCAUCGUGGACAAGAAGGCCAACCCCAACGCCAAGGCGCUGAAUGGUUUCACGCCGCUGCACAUCGCCUGUAAGAAGAACCGCAUCAAAGUGAUGGAGCUGCUUCUGAAGCACGGGGCGUCGAUCCAGGCCGUGACCGAGUCAGGACUAACCCCAAUUCAUGUGGCCGCCUUUAUGGGACAUGAGAACAUCGUGACCCAGCUGAUAAAUCAUGGGGCCUCGCCGAACGCCACCAACGUGAGGGGAGAGACGGCCCUCCACAUGGCAGCCCGGGCUGGCCAGGCGGAGGUGGUUAAAUUCCUGGUGCAGAACGGGGCCCAGGUGGAGGCCAAAGCCAAGGACGACCAGACCCCGCUGCACAUCGCCAGCCGCCUCGGCAAGGCAGACAUCGUCCAGCAGCUCCUGCAGAACGGGGCGUCGCCUGACGCCACCACCUCCUCCAUGUACACGCCGCUGCACCUGGCGGCCCGCGAGGGGCACGAAGACGUGGCCUCGGUGCUGCUGGAACAAGGUGCCUCGCUGUCCAUCACCACCAAGAAAGGAUUUACUCCGUUACAUGUGGCUGCUAAGUAUGGGAAGAUCGAGGUGGCCAAUCUACUCCUCCAGAAGCGCGCGGCCCCAGAUGCUUCCGGAAAGAGUGGUCUAACUCCCCUGCAUGUAGCUGUGCACUACGAUAACCAGAAGGUGGCCCUCCUUCUGCUGGACCAGGGAGCUUCCCCCCAUGCAGCUGCCAAGAAUGGCUACACUCCACUGCACAUUGCUGCCAAGAAGAAUCAGAUGGACAUCGCCACCACCUUGCUAGAGUACGGCGCGGACACCAAUGCCAUCACCCGGCAGGGCAUCAGCCCUGUGCACCUGGCCGCGCAGGAGGGCCAUGUCGACAUGGAGUCACUGCUGCUGUCCAGGAAUGCCAAUGUCAACCUGUCCAAUAAGAGUGGCCUGACGCCCCUGCAUCUAGCGGCUCAGGAGGACAGAGUGAAUGUUGCAGAGGUCCUGGUCAAUCAGGGAGCGACAUCUGACCCUGAAACAAAGAUGGGAUACACUCCUCUGCAUGUGGCCUGUCACUAUGGAAACAUCAAGAUGGUGAACUUUCUCCUCCAGAACCGGGCGAAGGUCAAUGCCAAGACAAAGAACGGCUACACACCCCUCCACCAGGCGGCGCAGCAGGGCCACACCCACGUCAUCAACCUGCUGCUCCAGCACGGCGCCUUACCCAACGAGCUGACGGUGAACGGCAACACUGCCUUGUCCAUCGCCCGGCGACUGGGCUACAUCUCCGUCGUAGAUACGCUGAAGGUGGUGACAGAGGAAACUUUGACCACCUUGACAGUGAUAGAAAAACACAAAAUGAACGUCCCCGAAACAAUGAAUGAGGUCUUGGACAUGUCAGACGAUGAAGUUCAUAAAGCCAAUGUACCUGAGAUUCUCAGUGAAGACUAUAUUUCAGAUGUUGAUGAAGGUGAGGAUGCGAUGACCGGUGACACGGACAAGUACCUGGGCCCUCAGGAUCUGCGGGAGUUAGGGGACGAUUCACUCCCGCAGGAGGGCUAUAUGGGCUUCAGCAUUGGAGCCCGCUCGGCAAGCCUCCGCUCCUUCAGUUCGGAUAGGUCCAACACCCUGAAUAGAAGCUCCUUCACCCGGGACAGCAUGAUGAUCGAGGAGAUCCUCGCUCCUUCCAAAGAGACGAGUGACUGUAAAGAACAUUCUGUUGUCGUUGAGACCCAGAAUAAGCACCUGGCGGCAACCAGGGAGUGCGACUCGGACUCCCUGAGGAGGUACAGCUGGGCGGCGGACGCCCUGGACAAUGUGCACCUGGUCUCCAGCCCCAUCCACUCGGGCUUUCCUUCUCCACUACCCCAGUAUGACUCCAGGUUCCUGGUCAGCUUCAUGGUGGAUGCCCGCGGGGGCUCCAUGAGGGGCAGCCGGCACAACGGCAUGCGUAUCAUUAUUCCCCCGCGCAAGUGCACGGCGCCCACGCGCAUCACCUGCCGUCUGGUGAAGAGGCACAAACUGGCCUGCCCCCCGCCCAUGGUGGAAGGAGAGGGCCUGGCUAGCCGGUUGGUGGAGGUCGGCCCGGCGGGAGCCCAUUUCCUGGGCCCAGUGAUAGUGGAAAUCCCCCAUUUCGGCUCCAUGCGGGGGAACGAGCGGGAGCUGAUCGUGCUGCGGAGUGAGAACGGGGACACGUGGAAGGAGCACCAGUACGACAGCAAAAGCGAGGACCUCAACGAGCUCCUCGGUGGGAUGGAUGAGGAACUGGACAGCCCAGACGAGCUUGAGAAGAAGCGCAUUUGCCGGGUCAUGACCAAGGAUUUCCCGCAGUACUUUGCGGUCGUGUCUCGGAUCAAGCAGGAGAGCAACCAGAUGGGUCCCGAAGGGGGGGUUCUGUCCAGCAUGACUGUGCCUCUGGUCCAGGCUUCCUUCCCAGAAGGGGCGUUGACAAAGAAGAUUAGAGUCGGCCUACAGGCUCAGCCUGUCCCAGAUGAUACUGUCAAGAAGAUCCUGGGGAACAGGGCAACCUUCAGCCCCAUCGUGACUGUGGAGCCCCGGAGGAGGAAGUUCCACAAGCCCAUCACCAUGACGAUCCCUGUCCCGCCCCUUUCCGGGGAAGGGGUGACGAAUGGUUAUAAGGGAGACACGACCCCCUGUCUGAGACUCCUGUGCAGCAUAACAGGAGGCACUUCUCCAGCGCAGUGGGAAGACAUUACAGGAACCACCCCGCUCACCUUUGUAAAUGACUGUGUGUCCUUUACCACCAAUGUGUCUGCUAGGUUCUGGCUCGCCGACUGCCACCAGAUCCCAGAGACUGUUGGCUUGGCCUCGCAGCUCUACAGGGAGCUGAUCUGCGUUCCGUACAUGGCCAAGUUCGUGGUGUUCGCCAAGAUGACGGACCCCGUCGAAUCCAGCCUGCGGUGCUUCUGUAUGACCGACGACAAAGUGGACAAGACUCUGGAGCAGCAGGAGAACUUCGAAGAAGUGGCCAGAAGCAAAGACAUUGAGGUCUUGGAGGGAAAGCCAAUUUACGUGGAUUGCUAUGGUAACUUGACCCCUUUGACAAAAGCGGGACAGCAACUGGUCUUGAAUUUUUACGCAUUCAAGGAAAACAGGCUGCCUUUUAGCGUAAAGGUCAGAGAUAAUAGUCAAGAACCUUGCGGGCGGCUGUCGUUCCUCAAAGAGUCAAAGUCGACUAAAGGUCUUCCGCAGACUGCCGUCUGUAACUUAAACAUCACACUGCCAGCUCACAAGAAGGAAAUGGAGUCAGAUCCAGAUGAAGAGACUGACAAAGCAGACCGACGUCAAACCUUUGCAUCUCUAGCCUUACGUAAGCGCUACAGCUAUCUGACUGAGCCUGCGAUGAAAACAGUUGAACGAAGUACAACAAGAACACUGCCUCCUGGUUACGCUCACAAACCUGUCUUUUCAACAAGAUCUUACCAGGCAUGGUCGGCUGCUCCUAUUACCGUCCCUGGCCAAGCAAAAUCUGGAUUGGGUUCCCUCUCCAGUUCGCCGUCCAACACGCCAUCUGCUUCGCCACUAAAGUCGGUGUGGUCAAUCACCUCUGCUUCACCAAUCAAGUCCACCAUAGGAGCCUCAACUACAUCCUCAGUCAAGUCCAUUAGUGAUAUCGCAUCUCCCAUCAGACAAAACUAUUACAGAACUAUUUCCUCUCCAAUAAAGACUGUAGCCCACCAACCACAAUAUCAAGUUCAGGUACCCUCUUCACCAUUGUCUUCAGCAAGUAAAAAUGGGCUAGAUUCUGGGUCCAUUAAAGGACUUUCCCCAUCACUGACUUCAAGGACCUCUUCUGGGACUGCAGGGUCUUUACUGGAAAGGUCUUCUAUUUCAAUGACGCCACCUGCAUCUCCAAAAUCCACAAUAAACAUGUAUUCAUCUAGUUUGCCAUUCAAAUCAGUCAUUGCCUCUGCAGCACCUCUGACAUCUUCCCCUGUAAAAACAGCAUCUGGCUUAUCAUCAGUUAAAUCAUCUGCAGAUGCCAGUGUGUCAUCACAGGCAAUGAAGCCUACAAUUGGCUCCAUGGAUACAGCUCUGCUUAAUGGAUCUGUCUCCCCUAUUAAGUAUCCUUCUUCCACAGCGGCGCUUUUCUCCAGUGGUGCUCGUAGUCUGCAAGAAAGAAUACAAGCAACUACACAUGCAGCAACAAACAGCGUUAGCGCGGUCUUGGAUGAAGCAGAGAAGACAUUUAAUGCUUGCUCUGCAUCAGGCUACGGCACACUAAGAUCAUCAGGAUCCUUGUCAUACCAGUCUGCGAGGUCCCCUGCCUCAAGUUCUAUUUACAGCACUUUGAGAUCUCCUGCAUCUUCUGCCGCUUCUAUAACAUCCAGUACAAUGACUGUUCCAGUGUAUUCUCUUGUAAACGUUGUGCCAGAUUCCCAGCUAAAGACCGUCUCCAAUGGAAUUCCUGUAAAAAAACCAUCAGCAACUCUUCAGUCCUUUCUGCCAACAGAUGCACACACCCAGUCUUCCAUUUCCAGGACACAGUCACCUGUUAAAUCUCCUCUGUUCAUCUCAUCGGCUACCAUCAAAGCAGCAACUUCAUCUUCAUUAUCAUCGAGUCAAGAAAUACUUAAGGAUGUAGCAGAAAUGAAGGAGGACUUAAUGAGAAUGACAGCCAUCCUGCAAACCGAAACUGGUGCGGCGGCAAAAAGUUACCGAUCGGAUACUUCAAAAGAGCCUAAAAUAGAUGACGAGGAGCCGUUUAGCAUUGUCGAGAAAGUCAAAGAAGACCUGGUUAAAGUCAGCGAAAUACUAGCUAAAGAUUCGCUUAGUGAAGGGAAACCCCCCAGUGCAGGUCACUCACCUGAGCAGGACUGGGUGGAAUUCUCGAAGGAUGAGAUCGAGGAAGCUCAGCAAAGUGCUCGGAAAUAUUCUCCGGUCUUUGAGAGAGAAAACGUCCCCAGUAUCGCCAGUGCAGAUUUCAGUUUGACAAAGGUAGUUGACUACCUGACUAAUGACAUUGAUCCCAGCAUCCUUUCUAAAAUUUCAGAGGUGAAGGAUAAGUAUGAUGAGGUGAAGAAAGAGGGGGAGGAAAAACAGAAACGUAUCCUCAAACCUGCCAUGGCGUUACAAGAUCACAAGCUGAAAAUGCCACCAUCGGGAAUGCGCUCGUCCCCUUCAGAGAAGGAUCUAUGCAAAUUAGGGGAUUCUGCAUUCGCAACGGAUGCCAUUUUAGAAUCUCCAGAAGACUACUCGCAUGACCAGGACAAGAGUCCUCUCUCGGAUAGUGGUUUUGAAACAAGAAGUGAAAAGACACCUUCAGCCCCCCAAAGUGCAGAGAGCACAGGUCCAAAACCUCUCUUCCAAGAUGUGCCCAUUCCGCCGGUCAUCACAGAGACACGCACAGAGGUGGUGCAUGUCAUAAGAAGCUAUGAGCCAACCGAGGAAGCAAAGGAACCCAUAAUGGAAGAUGCAGGGACAAUAACAUCGCCAGCCUGUCUAGAGGCUGAACAAGUUGGAUCUAUAAAAGACAAAGUCAAAGCAUUUCAGAUGAAAGUUAAUACAGAGGAGGAUUCCAUGAUGAGCAAGGCUAUGCGAGUUAAAGAAGAAACUCAUAUCACAACCACAACUCGAAUGGUUUACCACAAGCCAACUACCAAAGAAGUUACCUCUGAAAGACUCGAAGAAACAAUGUCAGUUCGAGAUAUAAUGAAAGCCUUCCAGUCCGGUCGAGAUCCCUCCAAGGAAUUGGCUGGCUUGUUUGAGCACAGGACUGGUGGUGAAACUCCCAAAGGAAAUGAAAUCUCUCCAAGGUUUCUUGAAAAAGACGUUAAACCGAAACCAAAAGUUGAAAGAAUAAUUGAGGUUCAUAUCGAAAAAGGUAAUAAAGCUGAACCAACUGAAGUUAUAAUCCGCGAAACUAAAAAGCACCCAGAUAAAGACAUGUAUAUGUAUAGGGAUCGCGCAAUAAAGGAACUACCAGAUAGACUAUAUGGUGAUGAUGAGGGACAGCAAGAAGAGGAGGAACUUACUGCUGAGGAAUCACUUCCCUCCUACUUGGAAUCAUCCAGAGUUAAUACCCCUGUGCCUCAGGAAGAGGAUAGUCGUCCAAGUUCGGCACAACUAAUCAGUGAUGACUCCUAUAAAACCUUAAGGCUACUGAGUCAACACUCGGUUGAGUAUCAUGAUGACGAGUUAUCUGAAUUAAGGGGAGAAUCUUACAGAUUUGCAGAGAAAAUGCUUCUUUCUGAGAAGCUAGAUAUCUCUCACUCAGACACAGAGGACUCUGACCAGCCUCAUACGCUAAGCUCAGAGAUGCAGGGUGGCAGAGGUCAUUAUAGUGAGAAAAUGUCCAGUGGUCCAAGGAAGGAAUUUAUUAUGAAGUCAUCAAAGGAUGCAUCAGACAAAGCGGGUAAAAUUGGCCAUAAGGAUGAGCCAUUUGACAAGCUGACCGUGUUGCAUUACAGCACAGAACCUGGUAGUCCUAAACACGCUGUAUGGAUGCGAUUCACGGACGACAGGUUUGACAGGAGCCGAGAAAAACUCGUAUACGAAGACAGAGUAGACCGAACGGUAAAGGAGGCUGAGGAAAAACUGAGUGAGGUCUCACAGUUUUUCCGCGACAAGACGGAGAAGCUAAACGACGAACUCCAGUCUCCAGAGAAGAAACCUCGGAGACGAGACCCCAGGGAAACUCGAUCCGGACCCAGCUCUACUUGUAGUAGUCCUGAGAAAACACAACACAAGAAUGCAGGUAGCAGUGAGGAGUGGGGUAAGAGUAGGCUGAGGGAGCCAUCUGUAGGAAAACUGUUUGGCAGCUCCGCUGACAGAAAAUGCGCCAGCUUGCCCAACAGCCCUGAAAGGCAGGUACUUUCCCGAUUUAAUGACGAGAAAGCAAAACAGGGAGAUAGUGUGACACAGGCUAAAUCGGGAGAGGCCUCCCAGCCUCUCCAGACAAAGUCAUCCAAAGUGAGCUCUGUAAGACUAAAAUUUGAAUCAGAGGCUCAGAAACAAGAAAAGGCUUCUCAGUGGGGACAAGCAAAGCCCCAAGUGAAAAAACUACAGGAAAGUAAGCUUCCUGUAUAUCAGUUUUACGCUGGAGCAAAGACCCCCAAAUCUGAUUAUAGCGCAGAUGAGGUGGGGCCUCCCAAGAAGGCUCCAGACAGUGAGAAAUGCAAGGUCACCACAGGACAAAGUCCUGACAAGUCUAGAGGGCCUCCUGUUGCACAAAGACAACCAGGUGACAGAAUAUUAAACAAAAGCAUUCCAGAAGCUGCGUCUCCAAAACAUUUGCUAGGUGAGAAAGGCAAGGCACCUGAGGAUAAAGAAAAAAAAUCCUGGGAGAGCCAAGGAAAUGGGAACAAAGACGUUUUAAAGGAUAAAUUUUCUCGUACUCUGGAUCAUGAAACACCAAAGGAGGACAGUGGCAGGGAUAUUCAAAAAUUGUUCUCUUACAAAGAAAAAGGGCAACAUUCGGAGCUCAUUCUAGGUUCCUCGACCAAAAAAAGCAGUCAUGUAGAACAUGUGACUGAGGAAGAUGCACACAUGAGGACUCUAAAAAAAAAGCCAGACUCCCAAAUUCCUGUGCGGACACCAUCUGGCCCCUCGGAAAAUGAUCAAUGCAGAAAGUUAAAACCAGAGUCAUUAGUUAAAACUCCUGAAAGGGGUCUGUCACAGAUACCAACCUUAGCUAAAAAUCGGUCUCUGGAUAGCUUAGAAACAAGCACAUCUAAGGAAGAGACUUCAUCCAUGAAAUCUCUAGACUCAUUAGAAUGUAGCAUAGUUAGAAGUGUCCUGUCUAGUGACAUAAGUGAUCCCAGCACCAUAGAGUGUAUGGAGAAAAUGACACCCAUUGUCAGUACAGAUCGUUUCAAAAAUAUUAAAAACUUGCCUGUUUAUGUGAGUAUUCAAACAGGCAAGCAAACGGAGAAAGAAUCCACAGGCAUACAGCAAGGGUCUUACAAAAAGAUUGUUGGUCAGGAAAGUCGCUCUGUUCAGGAAACUCGGAUAACGCUUCAUUCUGUAAAGCAAAAACAACCUUCUUCCCCGCAAGGGAGUCCGGAAGAUGACACACUGGAGCAAGUCUCUUUUUUGGACAGUUCAGGGAAAAGUCCAUUGACCCCUGAGACCCCAAGCUCUGAGGAAGUGAGUUAUGACCUUACAAAACUCCCUGAUUCAUUUAUUGGUUUUGUGCCAAGCAAACCUAGUCCAAUCCCUGAGGUUUCAGAAGAAUCCGAAGAAGAGGGGCAGGGAAAAAUCUUCACAUUCAAAACAAUUUCACCAGAAAGGCCAAAGUCCACUGUGAUAGAGGAUGCAAAUGGAAACCAGGAAGUGGGAAAGAGAACAAAAGAUAAAAGAGUUGCAUACAUUGAGUUUCCCCCACCUCCACCUCUAGACUCAGAUCAAUCAGAUCCUGAUAGAAAAGGAUCAUGCCCAUCAUCAGAGGCUGAGACGGAAAUGAUGGAAGUUAACCUCCAAGAAGAGCACGAUAAACACCUUCUGACUGAACCAAUCAUCAGAGUGCAGCCUCCAUCUCCCGUGCCUCCAGGAUUGGAUGACAGUGAAUCCAGUGACGAUGAAUCUGUCUUUCAGCCUCUUCACUUCAAGAAAUACACAUUUAAAAUUCCAGAGGAUAAAGAGGAAAAGGCUUCCAAACUCAAGAAGCCUGAGAAAAAUGGAAACCACAAGGAAUCUAGUGCUGAUGAUGCAGGAAAAGGAGAUGAUUUUGACAUUGAGCAAAAUGGGAAUGAUCAAUCGAUAACGGAGUGCUCUAUAGCAACAACUGCAGAGUUUUCACAUGACACAGAUGCUACUGAAAUCGAUUCUCUUGAUGGGUAUGAAUUUCAAGACGAGGAUGAUGGUUUGAGUGAGCAAGACCCAAAACUAUCAAGCUUAUCCCUUGAUGGCAGAAAAGACAUGUGGGCAACCGAGAGUAUGCUGAAGUCAAGUGAUCGUUCGUUUAGCCAGACAAAACUUGAGGUCAUUCAGGAGGAGGACAGAAUAGCACCUGAAGAUGGAAACAAGACGAUAGAAAAAAAUGAACUGAGUGAUAACAAGUCAGACAAAAUAAAAGAUGGGAUGCACUACAGUUUGGAAGGAAAACAUCCAGAAAAAGAUGGUUUUCCUGAUACCUACUUUAGCUACAAACUAGAUGAGGAAUUUAAUACCCCUUUCAAGACUGUUGCAACCAAAGGUUUGGACUUUGAUCCCUGGUCCAGCAGAGGAGGAGAUGAUGAAGUCUAUGAUGCUAGAAUGAAAGAUGAAGAGCCCAAACCUUUUGGGUUAGCUGUAGAGGACAGGUCCCAAGCAACAACACCAGACACAACCCCUGCCAGAACCCCAACUGAUGAAAGCACACCGACUAGCGAGCCUAACCCUUUCCCCUUCCACGAAGGGAAGAUGUUUGAGAUGACUCGCAGUGGUGCAAUUGACAUGAGCAAGCGGGAUUUUGUUGAAGAGAGACUACAAUUUUUUCAGAUUGGUGAGCAUUCCUCUGAAGGGAAGUCAGGGGACAAAGGGGAAGGGAUCAAAAACCCAGGUGUAGUUAACACACAGCCACAGCCAGUGGAGAAUGUUGUAGAGAUUAAAGUAGAGGCCCCCACAGACAUGAAAACAGCUAUGUGCAGUCUCAUUCAAGGUACUGACUCUUUGGAUACAUCAUCUGAUGACAACAUUUUGGACACGUCUUCAUGCACAAUCAUGGCCUCCAAGGUUGAUUCUAAAUUGCGUAUCCCUAUUAAAAUGGGAAUCACAGCUUCUAUUACUGUGAAAAAAGAUACUGAUAUUAUGGAAUCGACCAGUUCUAAGGAUGAGACUUCAAAGACUCUAGAACACACACGCCUAGAAAUGCACAGAGAAAGUCCAUCUGGCAGAAAGAAAGCCACCUCAAGCCAAUUAGGACAAAAACAGUCUGUAACAGACAACUCUAAUAACAACAAUAAUCUUGAGCCCUCUAACAUUCAGGCCAACUAUAUUGAGUGUGGCAGUGUAGUAUUUAAUUUGCAAUCAUCUUCAGAGCCCACACUUCAGCAAGUGAGUAGGAUAGAUGCUUUUUUCUGUGGAGAUUCAGAGAAAGUUGAAGAGAAUAGUGUGAAAUGUGAACAAGCAAAAACUAAUGGAGCCAAGCGAACUGCAGUAAAGCAGCCAAAGUCCAGGCUGCCGAUUAAGGCACCCGGUACAUCGUUACGUAACGUGAACACCAUGGUGGGGAAGCAGAAGCUGCAGGAGCAUGCAGACAAACCAGAGGCCAGGAAGAGAGUAGAUCAUGGUGCCGCUUCGCUGCCAAAAUCUAGAAUUCCUAUAAAAGCGGUCAAAAGAGAGGAUUCAAAUCCUGCUUUAUUAGUGAAAAGCACGUCUCGAUCAGGAAAGUCAGAGAAAGGAAAAUCAAGACAGUUACUCUCCAGACUCCCAGUAAAAGACAGGGCCAGCUCCGAGAGCAGUUCAGCUAGCAAGGCAGGUAGAGGACAUUUGAUCGAGGUCUCCAAACGCUCCGCUGAUCGCUUUAAAGGUGCUAGUAGGGACGCAUUAAAACCGGUGGACCGCAUUUCCGACGAAGAGAAACGGAAGCGGUCAGAAUUGUCCGAGGAUGAAGACAGCACGUCAAGAAACACCUCACUGUCAGAAGCAUCUCAACCGUCUUUUACAUCGAGGUCUGCUAGAUCCGCUGAGGCAGCGUCCGUAAAGGCAAAGGUUGAACAGGCCAGGAGUGAGAGGAGGAGGAGUAGGAGGACUGGUGACAAUGGAGGCAGUCAGGUUGCUGGGCCCCAUGUGGCUCCCGUCGUGGAGAUCAAGCCUAGUCCCCAGAGUCCCUGUGAGCGGACUGACCUGCGGAUGGCCAUAGUAGCUGACCAUCUGGGCCUGAGCUGGACUGAGCUGGCCAGGGAAAUGGACUUCUCUGUGGAUGAAAUAAAUCGCAUUCGAGUGGAGAACCCCAACUCGUUAACAGCACAGAGUUUCAUGCUCUUAAAGAAAUGGGUUGGCAGAGAUGGUAAAAAUGCUACAACGGAUGCCUUAACCGCAGUGCUGACUAAGAUUAAUCGGAUGGAUAUUGUGACCCUGCUGGAAGGGCCAAUAUUUGACUAUGGUAACAUUUCAGGCACAAGAUGUUUUGCAGAUGAUAGCACUGUUGGCCGGGAUCAGGCUGAUGGUUACGACAACAUUGAAUUGGACCUGCAGACUCCCGUGGAGUUGAACUAUGAGCCUCCCACUCCACUUCGGCACGAUGAUUUCUUUGGCGAAGAGCCUAGCGUAGACUCUCUGGGUAGAAGCGUCUGUAGACCCAGCAAUCUGUCGCUACCGUCCCCCCUCACCCCAGCUGCUGGCCCCCCCGCAGACACCGACCCCCCUACCGUCACAGCCGAAGACUCCUCCAUAGGUCGCCUAUGCGUCAAGAGCCAAGACGAAGAGUCCCCCGAAGAAGAUGAAGAGCACGUCUAUGACUCGUCUUCUCCUGCGCUUUACGAGACCUUGCGGGUGGUGGAGGAGGAUAUUUGUUUGGAGCAAGAGCCGGACAAGGGCAACACUGGUGCUCUAGCUGCCGGGCCUCAUGCAGUGAGAGCAAGCAGUGAGUUGGGUUCUGAAGAGGAAACGGCGCAGAUGAAAAUGAAGUCCCAGUUGGAAGAUGUUAAACCGAAGGAAGGUUCAGAGGGCGUGGAAAUGACAGAGGAGAGGGUGCAGGCCAUUCUCUCUGAGGUCAAACAGACAGAAAAGGAUAUAUCUUCACUUACAGGUUUGCAAACUGAGACCUCAAGUGCAAACGUGGAGUCGACCACCCCAGGUCGCAAUCUGAGCUCUGACUUGGCCAACCAGCAGGAAAACAGCCAAGAGAACUCCAGUGAUUCCAUUACCUCACCCUCCAAAGGACAAGAAGGGAAGCCAACACAAAAUGGCGAGCAUCCGGCCCUCGCAGCUCCAGCUGGCUCGCUCCCCGCAGCACUCAGCUCUGCCAACGGCCAGGCCCAUGCGCAUGCCGUGAAGCAGAAGGUGGUGCAGGCUCCCGCGGGCUUCGAGGGUGAGGACAACCCCACCUCAGAGAGCAGCAAGGAUGACGAAACCGUCUUGCCGGAGCUGAGAAUACAGGAGAGCAGAAGUAGCGAGUUUGACACGGAUGAAGAAGAAACUGUCACAACCCGGGUAAUCCGGCGACGGGUGAUCUUGAAGGGAGAGCAGGCGAAAAAUAUCCCUGGAGAAUCAGUGACAGAGGAGCAAUUCACGGACAAGGACGGUAACAUCAUCACUAGAAAAGUAAAGUCCACCCCCUCGUCAUCUGUUUCACAUCACCUGGGUGCUAUUCGUCUCCCCCCGUGCCUGGGUGACAGGACUGUGUCCCCCCUCCUGCAGGUCAUCAGGAAAGUAAUACGCCGUGUGGUUCCUUCAGAUGCCAGAGUUCAAGAGGUCGAGAAAAGAGAAGGAGACUCCAAGCAGACUCCCAAAUGUGAGGAGGGAGCUUCCUCUGAGGUCUUAGGAACCCAGAGGGCCAAAACCAAGCCGGAGGAUGCAACCAAAAAGAAAAAGAAGGAGGGGAGACAGGGGGAGAAAAAGAUUAAAUUGUAACUGUCACGGAGCUCUAUCUGGUUUGCAAAUGAUUUACACAGUUCUUCCUGGGGGGCAAUUACUGGAAACCCGAACGCCAGAAGUGGGCCGGCUGCUGGAGUGUCGACGGCUUCCGCAUAAACGCAUGGUUUACCGAACGGGGAUGUUUCUUUUCAUUUAGCAUGAGCAUGAACCUUCGCACUCUGUCAAUGACCGGAGCGUCAUGAGAGACGACGCGUUGUCAUGGUGACGAGAACGGUGUCCUUCAGCAUCGCAGACGAGAGGAACACGGGCGUCAACAGCAUCAGCAGCACCCGAGCAAAUCUUUCUGUGACCAAAGACGGCACGAAAAACAAAUCCGAUUAGACAAAACAGACGAACAUUUACGAAUCAACUUGUUCACUCGCCUUAUAUUUUUUCUUGGACCCAUGAUGUUGGGGUAUAAAAUGCUGUUUUGUUUCUUUUUUAACAAAAUUAUCAGUGAUCUUGCUGUAUAUAAAUUACACUGUAUAAAUUCUGAAAAAAAAGGGUAGCUUACAGAUUGUGGAGGCACUGAGAAAGUAUUUACAAGUGCGGUAGAAGUAAAUACAGACAUUUGGUUCCACUUUUAACGGAAGGCUUGAGUGUAACUUCACAUUUUGUUGUAUAAUUAUUAGCUGGUAAAAUGUUUGUAAAUGAAAAAAAAAAUGCUAGCUUGAUUUUAACAUGGGACAUUUCUUUAAAACUUGUUGCGACUCAAUAAUUCUCAAGACGGGGAAAUCUGUAGUCCUGUGAAAAUAUUUCUUCAGAGUACUAAUAUUUUGAUGCAUGUGAUUCACCUUAUUUUAAUUACAAUUUUUCUAAGUUUGCAAACACUGUAUUAAGAAUAAUACGACAGAAGGAAAUGUCUGUGUACACAUGCAUAGCCCUAACAUUUGUCACUAUUGCUGGUUUUAUAAAAAGAAAAAAGAUUUGCACCACGUGGGUUGGGGGGUUGGGGGCUAGGUCAGGGGUUUAUUUUAAUGCUUAUCGAUGGUCUUCAGUUCCCUAAUAUGGAGUUGAAGGUUAGCCUCUACAGACUGUACGCUUGAACGGCAAAAGGACCGGACAAGUUAUUGGAAUGUGUCCGUCAGAUUGGCACGCUGUAAAAUUAUAAUUGCAUCAUGUGUAUUGGCUAUAUGAUAUAGAAGUCUUUGUAAGCCGAAUGACUGUAAUCAUUAAUAGCAGUGUAUCAAUAGGUUUUAAGGCUGCUGUGGUUUAAAAGGGCAUUUUUAUUUGGGUUUUGGUGAAAUAUUUCCUUACAUUGAAACUAUUCAUACAAGAACACCUAAGGCAUUCAUUGAUAGUAGACCUAAUAACGUAUGUAUGAAAAAACAAACACUGGAUGAUCUAGUUGAUUAUUUAAACCUAAAAUAAAUUGUGUUGAACUCUGGAA